This is a messenger RNA of Cyprinus carpio (common carp), 1650 nucleotides long. RefSeq lists its product as uncharacterized. Gene Ontology annotation, biological process: positive regulation of T cell proliferation; T cell costimulation; positive regulation of B cell proliferation. The record is from RefSeq and is a predicted model, not a curated record. Gene Ontology annotation, cellular component: external side of plasma membrane. NCBI's taxonomy places the organism in Eukaryota, Metazoa, Chordata, Actinopteri, Cypriniformes, Cyprinidae. Gene Ontology annotation, molecular function: signaling receptor activity.
UAAAGAAUUUUUUUUUUCAUGACUUUUCCAGGUCUAAAAAUCACACUUAUAUUAUUCCCUCAUAUACAUCUUGAUGUUUAACAGUUUAAGCCUAUUUGAAAACCUUGUUUUGUCUUAGCUCUUUAUCUUUCGAUGCCAUCCGACUAUUCUCAGUCCUUGCAUGCCAUGGUCUCAUGGAAGGAAUUAUGAACAUGAAGCCUUGUCUGUUCACAAACAUCUUCCAAGUUUAUUAUUACAUCAACAGAUUAUAUGGAUGUAUUCCAAGGGGUGGUUCAGGGAUUUAUCCAAUAAGAAUUAUACACUACAUCUUUUAUGAAUGUAAGGGAAAAAACAAGUACAUAUAAGGAAUACAUUUGGCAAACCAAAGGAUUUUCAGACGGGCCGGUUCAGGCCGGAUUCAGUGAACCCACCAACUGGAGGGCCCUUAUCCCCUUGUCCUCAUUUGAACAUUUGAACUCAUGAGGAAAUAUACAUAUAUAUAUACGCAUGUGUGUAUAAAAAAAAGGGGGGGAGGAGGGAGCGAGACACAGAAGACAAGGAGUGAGAAGGGAGGAGAGAAAACAGACAGGCAGACUCACAGCAGAGAGUGUGAUAGUCUUAUUUUUUAAUCUUUCUAGGUUGCAGCCCGCAGGACUAGAAAUGAUAGAGUCGUGAUGGAGAGAUGAAUGACUGAAACCAUCAUCUUAUCAGUAGUGAUGGAGAGGAGAGCAUGUGAUCCUGGUUCUCAGUGGGAUUCUCUGCUCAAGCAUUGCAUCUCCCACAGAUCCCUGGGACUGACGCCAUCAGCGGUUUCUCCGCCGGUCCUGGAGCCGGUGCUAAACACCAGAGGUCUGGAUGAGUCCUGGUCCUCCAUCAGUCCCAGCGUGUGGAUCUGUGUGGGGCUGGUCGUGAGUGUGUCCGUUCUGGUGCUGCUGCUUUGGUUCAUCAUCUACAGACGCCACAGCAGGACCUCACAGAGCACAGGUGAAAAGGAUUCUACGCCUCACACCCCGACAACCACAGAACAGGAAGAGGAAGCCGUGUCACCUUGGCCGCACAUCAAUAGCCAAACACAGGAAGUGCCAAUCAAAGAGGGACCCUGUGGGCGGAGCCUGUGUAAUGGAUGGGCAGAGCACGGGCUGCCACUUCCUGCCACAGAAUUGGGAGACUCCGCCCUCGUCACCACUAAAACCGGACAACCUGUGUGAGUCUGAAGAGUAAUGUGAACAGCAGAAUUAAUACAGAGGGCAAAGAAUCCAACAUACUAGUUGUACACUUGAUAUGAAUCCAGCUCGUAUUCAUAUUCACUUCAACCUCUAGACCUCAUGAAAAUAAAAAUGCAGUUCUGUGGCUCUCAGUUCAUGAUGUUGUCAGAGAACUUAACAUGGAAGGAGAUGCAGAAAACGAUUCACCAUCAGUGGCAUCCGUCAGUCCUCAACAAAACCUUUUAAAGAUGAAUAUUUUCUUGUGUAUAUUUUGGGAGAUCUCCAGUACACAGAUGAGAGCCAUAUUUGUUCAUUAAUGUUUACUUGGCUUUGUGAUGAGUUGCUUAUGUUCUGCUUGCUUUGGAUAAAAGUGUCUGCUAAUUGCAUAAAAACAGAUGUAUGAAUCCCCCCCCCCACUGAUUGUUCAUUAAUGAGCCAGUUUGGUUAAUAAACCAUCUAAAUAAAA